Geodia barretti is the source of this 825-nucleotide messenger RNA. The record is from the annotation of a GenBank genome assembly. NCBI's taxonomy places the organism in Eukaryota, Metazoa, Porifera, Demospongiae, Tetractinellida, Geodiidae.
AUGCCCGAAGCAUCCCGCAGACUUGAAGGAAAAGUAGCCAUUGUUACCGGAGCCGGUUCCAGCGGACCGGGCGUGGGCAACGGCAAGGCGGCCUCGGUGCUGUUUGCCAGGGAAGGCGCCAAGGUGUUGUUGGUGGACAACGUGCUGGCCCGCGCCGAGGAGACCCUUGCCAUAAUCCGGGAGGAAGGCGGCGAGGCCGACGUGUUCGAGGCCAAUGUCAUCAAUGCCGAUGACUGCAGCCGCAUGGUGGACGCCGCCAUUGACCUGUGGGGUCGCCUCGACAUUCUGGAUAACAAUGUGGGCAUCUCCCGCCGUGGCUCAGUGCUUGAGAUCAGCGAAGAGGACUGGGACUUUGUAAUGGCGGUCAACGUCAAGAGCAUCGUCCUGUGCAGCAAGUACGCCAUCCCGAAGAUGAUCGAAAGUGGCGGCGGCUCCAUCAUCAACAUCUCAUCUAUUGCCGGGCUGCGGGCCCACAGCAGCACUCCCUACACCACCUCCAAGGCCGCGGUCCAGGGCCUUACUAUGUCCAUGGCCGCCGACCACGGCCCCGACGGUAUUCGGGUCAACUGUAUUGCUCCUGGCCUGGUCUAUUCGCCCAUGGUGGCCCCGCGUAUGGACUCGGACCUGCGGGAAAUCCGUAAGAACGCUGCUCCCUUGCGUACCGAGGGCGAUUCCUGGGAUAUCGGUUACGCUGCCCUGUUCCUGGCCAGCGAUGAGGCCCGCUGGGUCAAUGGCGUAAUCCUGCCGGUAGAUGCCGGCCUGACCCAGGUAACGCCGGUAACAUACCAGACCCUCACCCAGCAGCAAUACGCGGGGCCGAGCUAG